UCCCCUAAAACCCACUGCUUAGCGAACAGAACAGCGGAGCUCUUUUCUCUUGUUUGUUCUCUGAGGCCAAGCAUCAAACAGUUAAGCUACAUACACAAAUGGGAGGCGGCGGCGGCAGAGGCAGAGGAGGUUCUCGCACUCAGCGACGCCACUUCCGUCAGAACAGAGAGAACGUUUGGAAACGUCCCAAGUCUGACCCUUCUUCUGAGAACAACCCGGAAAACAAUGGUGAAAAUCGUGGCUGGCAGCCCUUUGCCACUCAGAAUCCCGCAUUCGAUGAAUAUUAUAAGGAGCAAGGGAUAGUGACCCCAGAAGAGUGGGAUGGAUUCAUUGAAGUUCUUCGAAAGCCGUUGCCUGCUGCUUUUAGAAUCAAUUCAAGUAGCCAAUUUUGUUCGGACAUCCGAACCCAGUUGGAGAAUGACUUUAUGAUAUCUCUUCAAGCUGAGGUAAGUGAGGGGGGUGAACUGGUGCCUAUUAGGCCAUUGCCUUGGUACCCUGAGAAUCUUGCUUGGCAUUCAAAUUUUUCUCGCAUGCAGCUGAGGAAGAACCAAACACUUGAGAGGUUUCAUGAGUUCUUAAAGCUUGAAAAUGAGAUUGGAAACAUCACAAGACAGGAGGCUGUCAGCAUGGUACCUCCUCUAUUCCUUGAUGUACGUCCAGAUCAUUUUGUACUUGAUAUGUGUGCUGCACCAGGUUCAAAAACAUUCCAAUUGCUUGAGAUUAUACACCGAUCAACAAAACCCGGAUCCCUACCUGAUGGACUGGUUGUAGCAAAUGAUCUUGACGUCCAAAGAUGUAAUCUACUCAUCCAUCAAACAAAAAGAAUGUGCACAGCCAACUUGAUAGUCACAAAUCAUGAAGCUCAGCACUUUCCUGGAUGCCGUUUAAAAAAAAGUUGUUCUACUGCUUCUGAAAUAGGAGCUGAAAAGGAGCCACCCAUCAGCCAACUUGUCUUUGAUCGUGUUUUAUGUGAUGUCCCUUGCAGUGGAGAUGGUACCCUUCGCAAGGCUCCUGAUAUCUGGAGGAAAUGGCAUGUUGGAUUGGGCAAUGGGGUCCAUCCUCUACAAGUUCAGAUAGCUAUGCGAGGUUUAUCUUUGCUUAAAGUUGGUGGAAGAAUGGUUUACUCUACCUGCUCCAUGAAUCCUGUUGAGAAUGAGGCUGUGAUUGCUGAGAUUUUGCGGAAAUGUGAUGGGUCUGUUGAGCUUGUUGAUGUCUCUAGUGAGCUUCCUCAACUUGUUCGGCGGCCAGGUCUUAAAAAGUGGAAGGUACGUGACAAGGGUAGGUGGUUAGUUUCCCACAAAAAUGUCAGCAAAUAUCGCAAAUCUGUCAUUGUUCCCAGCAUGUUUCCUUCUGGAAGAAGGUUUACAGAACCAACAGACCAUAAUGGUAGUAUGGAAGUGGAAGAAAAGCAUGAGAAUGGUGGAAAUGGAAAUGUUGAAGAUGCAUUGGAGUCAAGUGAUGAUCCUGCAACUCUAGCCAAUGAACAAGAUGAGGAAGUUUCUGAUUUUCCACUAGAAUGCUGCAUGAGGAUAGUGCCGCAUGAUCAAAAUGGUGGAGCUUUCUUCAUUGCUGUCUUCCACAAACGUUCUGAUUUGCCAGCCAAUCAGGGAAAACCUAAUAGUCUGGAAGGGGACUUGGGCCCUAGGAAUGAUGAGCCACAGGUACAAUUACAAAAUCAGAGCACUGAAGAUACAAAUGGGAUUGUGGCUAGUUUAGCAGAUGGUACAGAUGAGACAUUUUCUGAAGCAGCUUCAGAGGCAGAGUUGAUAAAGGAUGAACUAGAUGGGGAUUCUUUGGAACUUGAUCCAUCCGUUACAUGUGAAGAAAAUGUAAAUGUAUCGGAGGAAGCCCAAGCACCUAGUGAUAAGGAAAUUGAUCCCAAGAAAGCUGGAGGAAAGAGGAAGUUGCAGACUCAAGGCAAGUGGAGAGGUGUUGACCCUGUUGUUUUCUUUAAAGAUGAAGCCACCAUCAAUAGCAUAAAGACAUUCUAUGGCAUUGAUGAAUCAUUUCCCUUUAAUGGCCACCUUGUCACAAGAAACAGUGAUGCUAAUCAUGUGAAGAGAAUUUACUAUGUCUCAAAGUCAGUCAAAGAUGUUCUUGAACUGAAUUUCUCUGUUGGACAGCAACUUAAGAUAACCUCCAUUGGGCUAAAGAUGUUCGAACGACAAACUGCAAGAGAAGGAAAUUUGGCUCCCUGUUCAUUUCGGAUAUCAUCAGAAGGAUUGCCACUUAUUCUUCCAUACAUCACCAAACAGAUUGUAUAUGCAUCCCCGGUGGACUUUAAGCAUCUUCUUCAAUAUAAAAGUAUCAAGUUUGCAGAUUUUGUUGAUGCUGAGCUCGGUCAGAAAGCAUCAGGCUUAAUGUCAGGAUGCUGUGUAAUAGUUUUGAGGAAAGAUGGCAAAGCCUCGUCGGAUUCCAUUGAAGUAGAUGAGUCAACAAUAGCCAUUGGAUGCUGGAAAGGUAAGUCCAGUUUGUCUGUGAUGGUCACUGCAAUUGACUGCCAAGAACUGCUAGAAAGGCUUUUGAUGCGCAUGGAAACUGAGAAGGGAUCUUUGGAGAAGAAAGACGAAGCCUCUAAUGCCAAGGGGGAUGAGGAACAGGAUAUAGAGGAUAUGGAAAAGAAUGGUGACGAGGAAAGUAUCACACUGGAGACUGAGGGUUAAGCGACAACUUCUGGGCUUCCAGAUUUCCAUUGUUGUACUCUAAUUUCAUAAUUUAAAACAGGUGUUUUAAUUGAUAUGCCAUGACUUCAUUUUAUCUUUAA
Molecule: messenger RNA, 2764 nt
Organism: Prunus avium (sweet cherry)
Lineage: Eukaryota; Viridiplantae; Streptophyta; Magnoliopsida; Rosales; Rosaceae
Biological process (GO): RNA methylation
Molecular function (GO): RNA binding; tRNA (cytidine-N5)-methyltransferase activity
Source: RefSeq, a predicted model, not a curated record